This is a messenger RNA of Gekko japonicus, 5948 nucleotides long. It is a transcript of the gene TPP2, whose product is annotated as tripeptidyl peptidase II. Gene Ontology annotation, cellular component: cytosol. Gene Ontology annotation, molecular function: tripeptidyl-peptidase activity; serine-type endopeptidase activity. The record is from RefSeq and is a predicted model, not a curated record. Gene Ontology annotation, biological process: proteolysis. The transcript has 29 exons. NCBI's taxonomy places the organism in Eukaryota, Metazoa, Chordata, Lepidosauria, Squamata, Gekkonidae.
GCCGCUUUAAGGGCAAGACUGACCCAGGGAGCCGGCCACUUGUGCUUCUUUAUUGUCUAAGGCGCAUGCGCCCGUGGGGGGAAAGCGCAGCCUCUUUCCCGUUUCCAGAGGACUGAGUAGCGCCGCUCGCUACGCUUGGCAGAGCCGUUACGUCACUUGGGUCUGAAGAGCUUCUUGUCCCCCCCCCUUGUCCCUGUCGCGUGUGUGACUGGUCGCUCUUCCCCCUCUCUCUCUGUCUCUGCUUGUUUUUCCUAACAUGGCGGCGGCCGGCGACGAGCAGUUCCCAUUCCAAGGACUUCUGCCCAAGAAGGAAACCGGCGCUGCCUCCUUCCUCACCCGUUAUCCAGAAUAUGACGGAAGGGGAGUCUUAUUGGCCAUCUUAGACACAGGGGUGGACCCCGGAGCGCCGGGCAUGCAGGUUACCACUGAUGGGAAACCCAAGAUAAUUGAUAUAAUAGAUACAACCGGAAGUGGUGAUGUAAAUACCUCAACUGUUUUAGAACCGAAAGAUGGCGAAAUCAUUGGCCUUUCAGGAAGAACUCUGAAGAUCCCAACAGACUGGAUAAACCCAUCAGGGAAGUAUCAUGUUGGUUUAAAAAACGGCUAUGAUUUCUAUCCGAAAGCCCUUAAGGAGCGAAUACAGAAAGAACGCAAGGAGAAGCUUUGGGAUCCUGUUCACAGACUGGUGUUAGCAGAAGCCUGUAGGAAGCAAGAGGAGUUUGAAGCCGCUCACAACUCACCUUCACAGGAAAGCAAACUAAUGAAGGAAGAGCUGCAGAGUCAAGUGGAGUUGUUGAAUUCUUUCGAGAAAAAGUACAAUGAUCCGGGUCCUGUUUAUGACUGCUUGGUGUGGCAUGAUGGCGAAACCUGGAGAGCAUGUCUAGAUUCAAGUGAAUCUGGUGACCUCUCCAAUUGCACUAUUUUACGGAACUACAAAGAAAGUCAGGAAUAUGGAUCUUUUGGCACUUCUGAGAUGCUGAAUUACUCUGUCAAUAUUUAUGAUGAAGGGAACCUCCUCUCAAUCGUCACCAGUGGGGGCGCACACGGAACACAUGUUGCUAGUAUUGCUGCUGGCAAUUUUCCUGAUGACCCAGAACGAAAUGGGGUUGCACCUGGUGCACAAAUUCUUGCUAUCAAGAUCGGUGACACGAGACUAAGCACAAUGGAGACGGGCACUGGCCUCAUAAGAGCUAUGAUAGAAGCAAUAAAAUACAAGUGUGACCUUGUGAACUACAGUUACGGAGAGGCAACACACUGGCCAAAUGCUGGGAGAAUAUGUGAAGUAAUUAAUGAAGCCGUGUGGAAACACAACGUAAUCUAUGUUUCAAGUGCUGGGAACAAUGGGCCUUGCUUAUCUACUGUUGGAUGCCCGGGUGGGACUACAUCUAGUGUCAUAGGUGUUGGUGCUUACGUGUCACCUGAAAUGAUGGUUGCUGAAUACUCAUUGCGAGAGAAGCUACCUGCAAAUCAGUACACAUGGUCAUCUCGAGGACCUAGUACGGAUGGAGCUGUGGGAGUGAGUAUCAGUGCUCCCGGAGGGGCUAUUGCCUCUGUUCCUAACUGGACUUUACGAGGAACACAGCUCAUGAACGGCACAUCGAUGUCUUCGCCCAAUGCAUGUGGGGGUAUUGCUUUGGUACUCUCAGGGCUCAAAGCUAAUGAUGUGCGUUACACUGUUCAUUCAGUCAGGAGAGCACUAGAAAAUACUGCAGUGAAGGUGGAAAACAUACAUGUGUUUGCUCAAGGUCAUGGUAUUAUUCAGGUUGAUAAAGCCUAUGACUACCUCAUUCAGAAUUCAUCAUUUGCUAACAACAUAGGUUUCACAGUUACUGUUGGCAACAACCGCGGAAUUUACCUCAGAGAUCCUGCACAGGUUACUGCACCUUCAGACCAUGGAGUUGGCAUAGAGCCAUUCUUUCCUGAGAAUACAGAAAAUACUGAAAGGAUAUCUCUCCAGCUUCAUUUAGCUUUAACUUCAAGUGCACCCUGGGUUCAGUGUCCUGCUCACCUGGAGCUCAUGAAUCAGUGUCGACAUAUUAACAUCCGUGUUGACCCACGUGGUCUGCGCGAAGGAGUUCAUUAUACAGAGGUGUGUGGUUAUGAAAUAUCAAUGCCUAAUGCAGGUCCUUUGUUCAGAGUUCCAAUAACUGUUGUUAUACCAGGAAGAACAAAUGAAGCUUCACACUACGAACUGAAAUUUACUGAUGUUCAUUUUAAACCUGGUCAGAUUCAAAGACACUUUAUUGAGGUUCCUGCUGGAGCAACAUGGGCUGAAGUGACUGUGUGUUCAUCGUCCCCUGACGUGACUGCCAAGUUUGUUCUCCAUGCCGUUCAGCUGGUAAAACAAAAGGCAUACCGGAGCCAUGAGUUCUACAAAUUCUCUUCUGUACCAGAAAAGGGAUCAGUUACCGAAGCAUUUCCUGUCUUAGGUGAAAAGACUAUUGAAUUUUGCAUUGCCCGUUGGUGGGCAAGCCUCCACGAUGUCAGCAUUGACUACACCGUUUCUUUCCGUGGCAUAGUUUGCACUCCUUCUCAGCUGAACAUUCAUGCUUCAGAAGGCAUAGUCCGCUUCGAUAUUCAGUCAGCAUUGAAGUAUGAAGACAUUGCUCCUAGCAUAAGUCUCAAAAGUUGGGUUCAAACCUAAGGUACAGUCACUGUGUUGCUGAAUUACAGACCACUGAGUGCAAAAAUAAAACCAUUAGGACCCCGAGAUGUUCUGCCAAAUAAUCGACAAUUAUAUGAGAUGAUUUUGACAUACAACUUUCAUCAACCAAAGAGUGGGGAAGUUACUCCAAGCUGUCCCUUGCUUUGUGAACUCUUGUAUGAAUCAGAAUUUGACAGCCAGCUAUGGAUGAUCUUUGACCAAAAUAAAAGGCACAUGGGGUCAGGAGAUGCCUAUCCACACCAGUAUUCUAUGAAGCUGGAGAAGGGAGACUAUACUGUUCGGCUACAGAUCCGUCAUGAGCAGAGCAGUGAACUGGAUCGUAUCAAAGACCUUCCAUUUAUUAUCUCCCACAGACUGUCUAGUGCCCUGAGUUUAGAUAUUUGCGAAAACCACAGCCAGGCUCUCUUAGGGAAAAAGAAAACAAAUAGUCUGUGCCUGCCUCCAAAGCACAACCAGCCUUUCUUUGUUACAUCUUUGCUAGAUGACAAAAUACCUAAAGGAGCAGGCCCAGGAUGUUACCUAGCAGGGUCGUUGACACUUUCAAAGACAGAGCUUGGAAAGAAAGCGGACAUCGUUUCAGUUCAUUAUCAUCUGAUCCCGUCACCGAUAAAAAAUAAGAACGGCAGCAAGGAAAAGGAGAAGGAGCCAGAAAAAGAAAAAGACGCAAAGGACGAAUUUGCUGAAGCUUUAAGGGACCUGAAGAUUCAGUGGAUGACUAAGCUCGAUACCAGUGACAUAUAUAAUGAAUUGAAAGAGGCCUUUCCUAAUCAUCUUCCUCUGUAUGUCGCAAGACUUCAUCAAUUGGAUUCUGAAAAGGAACGAAUGAAAAGACUGCCUGAAAUUAUUGAGGCUGCCAAUACAGUUAUCUCGCAUAUUGAUCAAACAGCGCUCGCAAUUUAUCUUGCUAUGAAGACUGAUCCUCGGCCUGAUGCUGCUACUAUAAAAAAUGAGAUGGACAAGCAGAAAUCUACACUGGUAGAUGCUCUCUGUCGGAAAGGAAGCGCAUUGGCUGACCAGCUCCUGCAGUUGCAGGCCCAAGAAGGGGCUGUAUCGAGCGAUACAGAAAGUAAAGACGACACCCAGGAGAGUUGUUCGGAUGCUCUGAUGGAAACUUUCUGGGAAACAACAAAAUGGACCGACUUGUUGGAUACCAAGGUUUUGCCUUUUGCAUACAAACAUGCGCUGGUAAAUAAAAUGUAUGGGAGGGGCCUCAAAUUUGCCACAAAACUCGCUGAGGAGAAACCAACCAAAGACAACCUGAAGAACUGUAUCCAGCUAAUGAAGUCACUUGGAUGGACUCACUGUGCAUCUUUCUCUGAAAACUGGCUUCCUGUCAUGUAUCCACCUGACUAUUGUGUGUUUUGAAAUAACCUGCAGUUGUAAAUCAGAGGUGCUCACCUUGACCGGAUAUAACGAUACAUGAUGAUCUUACUGGAAUGCAUGUUUUCAUCCAUUUAUUGAAUGCUUAAAUUGUGUGUAUUACUCAACGGACAAAGGAUCGCAAUAUACGUGUGCGCUAUCUUGACCCCUGAUGACAGGGAGCCUUUUUAGACUUUGACGCAUCAUUUCUUGGGGUUACCCUAGAACUGAAAACAUGCCAACCAAAACCUUUUGCGUACGUCACAUUGCUGGCAAUGGAUGUUUUCGUAUGGCCAGUGCAAAAGAUUACGAAAUGAAGAUGAGUUUCUUGCAUGUGUAUGUGGUUCUUAACUGUUUGUAUUUUUAACCACAAGCCUGUACAAGCUGUUCUUUUUACAGUGAGCAGUGGGGUUUUAACACGUUUAAACAUAAAUUUUCAAUUGUAUGAAGGCCUUAAAAAAAGCUACAUCAACAGUAGCUAAAACCUUAUUUAUUAGACUUAACAGUAAUGAAACUUAUCAUUUGCAAGAGUUUACAAUUUGAAUUUUUUAAACAGCAAAACCUUUCAAAUUCACAACAAGUGUAUUCUGAAUUGCUGAUGCAAAGGUGCUCUUGAAUAUCUUCAAGCUGGAGAUAUACUCAAAUAUAUCCAUGUGAAGCAGUGUCAGGAUAAACUGAUACAUGUGUAUAAAGUGUCAGACAGUUAACACUUAAUCAGGUAUUGUAAACUUAUACAUAUAUAUAUAUGUUUAAUAAUGUUGGGAGAAAUGUAAAACUACAGAAUAAACGUGCAAAUUCCAAGAUCUAAAACUUUCACACUCGUAUUUCAUUUAAAACAAACAAAGAUUGUUUUAAAGUAAAACAAUAAAGGUGAGGCCUGAUUUUUCAGAGUAUUUUAGGGAGACAUUACAAGUUCAUUGUUAAUUUUAUAGCAAAUGGAUUGAAGGCAGAAGGGUCCCCCCCCCUCCCAGAGUAGAGCUCUGCUUUGUUUCUGAAGCCACCCAAAACACUGCUUCUGAGGAUUGGGGGGGGGGAGACCUUAGAGACCAGUAAAGGAUAAAGAAUGGGAGGCUGCCAGAUCAAGAGGGGAAAUUCCCAUGGAAACCUCCUCCCUCCCCUCUGGGAGAAUGCAAAGGGCGCAGUUGCAUUCAACCCUGCAUCUAGCAGCAUAUUUGACUCCAUGGAGAUAAGGUACAAAUCAAUGUUUUUAGUGGUGCUGCAAACAAUAGGGGAUCAGUGUACAUUUUAUACACCAGGGUGGUUAAUGAGGUCUGUUAACUAGUCAGUGGUGACUUGAGACUUGAGCAGUCACUAAUGGUAAGACACUGUGGUCUUGUGUUCUGUUUCUCACACUUGCAUCCCACUCUGACACCCCUGAGUAUAUACGUACUGUUCACUUCAACAGCAGCAGGUUGGUUAUUUGGUAGUAACUAUAAAAAGAGUAGUGCCCCGUUAUCUGCAGUUAGAUUGUCCUUGCAUUUUGAAACCAUGACACACACACACAUGUUUUGGCAUUACCCACAUCUCUAUACUUCAGCCAAUUUGGAUUAGUGUCUUUGUGCCUUCAUAUGGCAUCAUUAUAUAGAGUAAAAAUAGGCCUCUCCUUUCCAGUCUUUCUUUAGCAACAACGGAUGGUUGGAACAAGUUCAGUCCAAGGCUUAUAGCUCAACACAAACACCCAGGCAAUGUUGUUAAUGGAAGGAUGCAGUUGGGUAGCAUGUGUGCCUACUAGGAAGUAGUGGCAGCUACAAGCAUAGUCAGCUUCAAGAGGGGAUUGGAUGAACAUGGGUCGAGGGCCAUCAGUGGCUAUUAGCCACAAGGUAUAAAGGGAACACUAUAUUGGGGACAGUGAUGUUCCAUAUUUUUGGUGCUUGGGGAGCAACAGUGGGAGGGCUUCUGGAGUUCUGGCCCUGCUGGUGGACCU